Molecule: messenger RNA, 5475 nt
Organism: Trichobilharzia regenti
Lineage: Eukaryota; Metazoa; Platyhelminthes; Trematoda; Strigeidida; Schistosomatidae
Source: the annotation of a GenBank genome assembly
AUGCACAAUUAUCAAGACUAUUCAUCAAAUGAAUCCCCUUUAAGUCCACCAGUUGUUACACAGAUUACAUCAUCUAAUAUUGUUACACCAACACCACCAGCAGCAACAACAAUAACAACAGCAGUCACUGGGACUAUUAACACAUUAUCGAAAAGUAAAUUGGAUUUCAAUGUGUCAACCACUGCUACUACUACUACUACUAUUCCUGUGUCAGAUUUGUAUAAAAAUGAUUCAGUGACGGUGAAUUUUGUAGAGACUCGUGGAGAUACUACUCCUGUUACGCCUAUUGGAAAUAUUAGUAGUAGUGGUCAACAGACAAGUGAAUUCGCUAAAUCCUCUCUUAUUGGUAUAUCACCGAAAAUUUCUGAGUAUAUCUUAGCAAAACCGAAGCGGCCUUCAUUAAUCCGUAGAAAAGCGAAUAUUACAGAUACAGAUGCCUUCGAUGUGGUUAGUACAACUUUGGGAACAACAACAUCAACAACUACGACAAUUACUACGAAUAUUACAGGCAUUAGUAGUAGUGUUGGUGGUGGUGUUGUUGUUGGUGGUGGUGGUAGUGGGGGAAUUGAUUCAACUUUUCUAAUGACUAAAAAGACUAAUUCAACAGAAGAACAAAAUCAUGCCGUAUUAUCCCCCUCGACAACAUCAAUAUCCUCAUCCUCGUCAACAUCGAAAAAGAAUGAUCCAGGCAUUGAAUAUAGUAAUAAACUGAAAUCAUCAACACAACAAACAUGUCCACCGCUUCAACAGUGUCCUUCAUCCUCUGCAGUAUCUCCAUUAGGCUGUAGCCUACAACAUGAUUCAUUGGAUCAUUCACCUGGAAGUAAAAGUCGGGAGAAUAUCAACACUCCAUCUGUUCCUGUCACGAGCAGAAAUAAAUCCAAAGAGAAUGAAACCUCUUCAUCAAAUUUAAUCAAUAAAACUGUAGUGAAAUCUGCUUCAAUUUCACCAUCGAAAAAGCAUCGUUUAAAGCAUCAAAUCUCACAGCCAAUGAAUACACGGAAUCGUACCUCACGUAAAAUGAGUACAUCAUUAUAUUGUAAUUCAGAUACAAGUUUUUUAUCUAUGCUUGCAGCAAGUCGUCCAUCUGCAGCUAAAGGUUUAUUGGGUGUAGCAAGUGCAGCAUUAGCAGCAGCUAGAGCUGGUACCUUUUUAAAUACACCUGGAACUAGUGAAACGCUUAAUACAUCUAGUAAGCUGGAUAAUAAUGCAAGAAGUUCGCAUUCUGCUGAAAGAAGUCAACAACAACAACAACACACUUAUUGCCAUUAUCAUCAGUAUCAUCAUCCGGAUAACAGUCAUCAUCAAAUAGGAUGUGUAUAUUGUUCCAAUUGUCCACUGAAAUCAUCAUCUCUACAACACAGACAAACAUUAUCACCAUCAGAUAAAAUGAAUUGGUUAGGUGAACAGUUAUUGUUACACGGGUAUAAGACAAGACGAUUUUCUGAUCCCGACUUAAAUGUCACAGAUGAAUGCAUCGAUACAGCUUAUUUAAAAUUAUUAAUCUAUUUAACGCAUAAAUCUCCACAUAUCUUCGAAGAAGAUCCCUUGCAGUAUUACCCUGAACAAUUGUUACCUGAGAAUUAUAUCCAGAAUAAUCGUAAAACAUCUCUGCAUGAUGUAAUCCCAACAACUGGAAAACCUGUCAUCGGGUCAGAGAUACCAACUGAUGAAUUAACUAAUUUUAAUUCUGGAAUUUAUACAAGUUUAAUGGAUUUAAAUGCUGCAAAUUUUUUAUCACCAGGGAAUGAUUUAAGUGAAAUAAAUCAUUCAUAUUCUGAUUUCUUAGAGGCAAAAGAGCAUUCCAAUGUAUGCGCGUGUUGUCGACCAGGUAUAUCUAAUCAGGACUUGGAUAGUAAUACUACCACUAAUAAUAAUAAUCUACUAUCGACACAGUCUUAUCAACAUCCACAGCAUCAUUCCUCAUCACUUCAACAACACAAACCAGUUGGAUUGAAUAAAUAUGAAGUGAAAUCUGGUUUAUCUAAAGGUAACACUGCGAUGACAGUUCCUGUGAAUAAACCAAGACGUGCUGGACUCGAUGCAAUUGGAUUAGAUUUUAUGCGUGCCAAUGGUGCAAGACCAGGUUUAAUACAAUUAAGACAUGUGAAAGAGUUUAAAGCCGCUAAGGAACUAGAACAACAACAACAACAACAGCAACACCAACAACGGAAAGAAGAAGUUCAUGAGUCGAAGUCAAAAGUGAUGAAGCAUUCAAAUAUUGCUAAAAUUCCAAUCGGUUUAUUCCCUGCGAGUACAACAUCAACUAGCAGUGGUCCAAGUAGUGGUGCAACUGGUGUUAGUGGCCAAGGGAAUGUAAGUGGAGGUGUGUUUGGAACACAUUCAUCAUCAAGUCCAUUUCAUCAUCUUAUAUCUGGUGGUGUACUCGGUGCUACUGUAUUGACAUUAGCCGCUAAAGAUGGUCGUUCAACAACAAAAGAUGCCUUAAAACAAAAUCAACAACAUCAGCAACAACAACAACAAGCACAACCUCAAGCAUCAUUAAUUUCAGUGGAUAAGCCAAACAAACAAUUGAGUGUAGAGGAUGCUAAUAUAACUGUCAAAAUAUGUGAUCGUCAAAGAAAUCAUUAUAGCACUGAAGGCUUCUUAGGUGAAACAGAUCAAGACAGUAAUUUCACAGAUUUAACGCCUCAUACUUUAUCACCACAUCAGUGUGUUGACAGUCAUGAGGCUUUAGUGGAACUGGCUCAUCAGAAUAAACUUCACCUAUCAAAUGAAAUAAGUCAAACGCCUUCAGAGAUACAUGCAAAUAAACAUCUUCGACGUCUUGAUAAAUUACGCAAUAAAUUAGCCCGUUCUGCAACAGUGACUUCAUCAUCACCGACAAAAAAGCAUCCUCCUUAUCAGAUGACAAAUACUACUCAUCAGCAUGAAUCACAGACAAUUGGAUUACAAGAGACGCUGAGUGUACCAGGUUUGACAAGAGGAUGGACUGAUGACAGUGAUUAUACGGAUGACUAUAAUAUUUAUAAACGAAAUAACUCCACAGAGACAGAUGGUCGACCGCCUAGUCAUGACAGUAGUAGUAUGUCAUUGCAUACACAUUCUGCUGUUCUCUAUACUGAUUCUGGAUUAAAACAAACCGAUUCAUUGAUUCAAACCAAUCGAGGCUCCAGUUUUAAACUACCGAAUACUGAGAUAAAUUCAUUUUCAAAACAAUCAAGUCUAGAAAAGAAUGAUACAAAGGCUGUACAAUACAAUAAUAAUUCAUUAAAAAAUGAACAACGUGCAAAUAGUGUGACAAAUUAUUUAAAUAUUUUUCAAAAUUCUGCUUGUCAAACAAGAUUAAAACGAUUAAGGGAUAAUUUUGAAAAGAGUAGAAGUUCCACGUAUACCUGGAGACCAACAUGGACUAUGGGUGAGUUGUUGGAGAAUAGAACAGAUGAAGAACAACCAUUAAUGGUUACCCGGAUAUCUGGUAGUGAUUCUAGGGUAUUUCAUACCUCUGAACCAUUGAAUACUACAGCGGAGAAAAAAACGAUUACAAAACCGACACCGACACCAACAUCAAUCCCGAUGUCGAUUACACCACUGACACAAACAUCAUUUGAAGCGAAUGAAAAUGUCAGUAAUCAGAUAGUCGACGUGUGUUUAGUUAAAAAACAGGAGAGAUAUUCACCGAAUGUAACAAUAGAAAAAGCUCCUAGUGAGAAAGAUGAAGACGAAGUACAGAAAAGAUCAUUGGAAGCACCGUUAAUCAGUGUCGACUCAGAGCUGGAGGAUACAAACGAUGACAGUGAACCGAAUAUUAUGCAACGUCGACGUGAUGCUAUGAAUAAUCAACAUCAACAGAGAACAAUAAAAAAUGUUGGCUAUCGAUUAGGCAAACGUAAACGUCUCUUUGAAAAACGCUGUCGAAUAUCUGAUUUCUCAUUAAGUUUUGCUGUAUUCGGUAUAUUGGUUAUGCUAAUUGAAACAGAGUUCACAUUUGCCGGAGUCUAUGAAAAGGAUUCCAUCUAUUCAUUUAUUACAAAGUUAUGCAUAUCAAUAUCAACCUGCAUUCUACUGGGUCUAAUUCUCGCUUAUCAUGUUUAUGUGAUCAAGAUAUUUUCUUGUGAUGAUUCUAUUGAAGACUGGCGAAUGGCAGUCGAUUAUAAUCGUGUAUUUCAAAUGACUCUUGAAGUACUCAUCUGUAUAAUACAUCCAUUCCCCGGAUCAUAUCUUAUCCAAUUUCCUAUAUCGUCUUCCUUCGUCGGUCCAGGCACGGAAAUCUACUCACCACUUUAUCAUAAUUCACAAUCUGUAAAAUCUAUGAAUAUCGACAGUGGAACACCGACAGUGGCGUCUGUAGCAUCCACAGUAUCAGGUGGAUCAAUGACAACUACACAACAACUACUGUCUAAAAUGAGCAUAAAUAAAACGUAUAUGCAUAAACCAUCAACUACUCUAGCCUCUAUGCCUAGUAUUCAACCGUUUACAUCGCAUACCUCAGUGGAUCGUAUACAUGGAGGUCCAGUUAAAAUGGUGUCUAUUGAUCUGAUUCUAUCAGUUCCAAUGUUUUUUAGAUUAUAUCUACUAUUUCGUGUUAUGCUGUUACAUUCGAAAUUGUUUACAGACGCUGGAUCACGUAGUAUUGGUGCAAUGAAUAAAGUGAAUUUUGAUACAAAAUUUAUUUUUAAAACACUGAUGACAAUGUGCCCUGGCAAACUUCUUCUGGGUUUUAUUUUAUGCCUAUGGAUUGUUUAUUCAUGGACGUUAAGAGCAUGUGAAAGUUUUUAUGAUACAGAAAAUGGGAAUUUACUCAAUUCAAUGUGGUUAAUAGCUGUAACAUUUUUGAGUAUUGGUUACGGUGAUAUUGUACCGCAUACAUAUUGUGGUCGAGUUAUCGCUUUAGCAACUGGUGUCAUGGGUUCUGGUUGUACAGCGCUUGUGGUAGCUGUAUUUGCAAGAAAAUUGGAAUUAUCCAAAGCUGAAAAGCAUGUGAUUCAUUUUAUGAUGGAGAAUCAGUUAAAUAAAAAGGUGAAAAAUUAUGCAGCUAAUGUACUUCGAGAAACAUGGCUUAUUUACAAAUAUACAAAGCUUGUUAAACGUGUAGAUGCUUCAAAAGUGAGAACACAUCAGCGUAAAUUUCUGAGAGCGAUUCACGGUCUUAGACGGAUGAAAAUGGAUCAGAGGAAAGUGCAGGAUUCAGCGAAUACUUUGGUCGAUUUGGCUAAGACACAAACAAAUAUUUAUGAAAUUGUUACUGACUUACGAAUGGAACAAGGGUGUUUACAACAUCGAAUGGAGAACUUAGAAACAUCUUUGAUAAAAGUACAGGAACAAUUAAGAGCCUUACCUGGUCUUAUUAGAACAGCAAUUAUACAACAACAUAUAGCCUAUCAAAAAUUAGUAACACCUCAGACAACUACAUCGACAACAGCAACAACGACAACGACAGCAACCUCAGCAACAACAACAACAACAACAAAUCAACAGCCUUCAUCAAAACCAGAAGAACACCAUAAACAAUGA